GCUCUGUUUGGUGAGCCGGAUAACUGCUUAUGUGUUUGAACUUUUCCAGGGAAAUGCAAGUCAAAGCCUUUCCCCGUCUCUUUUCCACUCACUUUCCUCUCGAGAUUUGCUUCAAAUUUCACUUUUCUUUUCAUAUGGUUAUAUAGGAAAUGCUGAUCUUCUGAAUCCUCAUCGUUGGAGCUUCAACAAAUACGGCGAUGGCUACAAUGUCGAUGUCAGUCAACUGUUCAAAUUGCCACACACCAUUACAGCUACCACCGGGAACCAGCUCCAUCCGCUGUCUGCUCUGCCACGCCAUCACACAAGUACCGCGGCAAUCUUCCCGCAAUCAACAUCACCACAGUAUACAGCCUCCAGCGACUGUUCCUUCUCCGCUCAACCACGGGGUGCCGGGCCCACCCCCAUCCAUACACGGGCCCAAGCGAGCUGUGAUUUGUGGCGUGUCUUACAAGAACACCAGGCACGAGCUCAAGGGCUGCAUUAACGAUGCUAAGUACAUGAAGUACUUGCUGCUUAAUCGGUUCAAAUUCCCCGAGUCCUCCAUUAUCAUGCUUACUGAAGAAGAAACUGAUCCUUACAAGCUGCCUACCAAAUACAACAUUAGAAUGGCAUUGUACUGGCUUGUGCACGGUUGCCAACCUGGAGACUCUCUGGUGUUUCAUUUUUCUGGUCAUGGUUCACAACAGAGAGAUUACGAUGGGGAUGAAGUCGAUGGAUAUGACGAAACACUGUGUCCGACAGACUAUGAAACUCAGGGGAUGAUUGUUGAUGAUGAGAUAAAUGCAACAAUUGUCAGGCCUCUUCCUCGUGGCGUUAGGCUUCAUGCAAUCAUAGAUGCUUGCCACAGUGGAACAGUGUUAGAUUUACCAUUUUUAUGUAGAAUGGACAGACAUGGGAAGUAUGUUUGGGAGGAUCAUCGCCCUCAAUCAGGCAUGUGGAAAGGAACAAGUGGUGGAGAGGUCAUUUCCUUCAGUGGCUGUGAUGAUAAUCAAACCUCUGCUGACACUUCAGCUCUAUCAAUGAUUACAUCAACUGGUGCAAUGACUUAUUCUUUCAUCCAAGCCAUUGAGCGUGGACAUGGAACUACUUAUGGGAACAUGCUAAAUGUGAUGCGUUCCACCAUUCAAAACAAGAAAAACGAGCUGAACGGUCGUAUUCUGACACCGCUUCUUACCAUGCUCUUUACCGGUGGAAGUUUUAAUGGGUUGAAACAGGAACCACAAUUAACUGCCAAUGAGUCAUUUGAUGUGUACAAAAAACCUUUCUCCUUGUAAAUGAGCUGCUCCAGUAUUCUCUCAGCUUUAUUAUAUGAUUCAAGUGAGUCCCUUCUGUACAGUUCCUUGGGAAAAAUCUACCGAUCCAUUAUUUUAUUUUGAGCAGUUCCUUCUUUUUUUUCUUCUGAGAAUUAAAUGAUUAUUAUGAUUACAAUUUACACAAUCCCUGAAUCUGACUUAUUGAUUCUCAAGGUUUGAUUCCUA
Tripterygium wilfordii is the source of this 1478-nucleotide messenger RNA. RefSeq names its product metacaspase-1-like. Gene Ontology annotation, molecular function: cysteine-type endopeptidase activity. The transcript has 5 exons. Gene Ontology annotation, biological process: proteolysis. NCBI's taxonomy places the organism in Eukaryota, Viridiplantae, Streptophyta, Magnoliopsida, Celastrales, Celastraceae. The record is from RefSeq and is a predicted model, not a curated record. Bases 198 to 1274 code for a protein of 358 amino acids.